CCGUCCCGCGGCGCGGCCCGCCACGAGCGGCUGCGGGAGAAGAUGCGGCGGCGGCAGGACUCUGGGGACAAGUGGUUCUCCUUGGAGUUCUUCCCUCCACGCACGGCCAACGCCGCCGUCAACCUCAUCUCCAGGUUUGACCGCAUGGGCGCGGGUGGCCCCCUCUUCAUUGACGUGACGUGGCACCCUGCAGGAGACCCAGGAUCUGACAAGGAAACCUCUUCCAUGAUUAUUGCCAACACUGCAGUCAACUACUGUGGCCUGGAGACCAUCCUGCACAUGACGUGCUGCAACCAGACCAAGGAUGACAUCACAGGGCACCUGCAGAAGGCCAAGAGGCUCGGCUUGAAGAACAUCAUGGCACUGCGUGGAGAUCCCGUGGGUGAGGAGUGGGAGGAAGAAGUAGAUGGCUUCAACUAUGCUGUUGACCUGGUUAAGCACAUUCGCAGUGAAUUUGAUGAUUACUUUGACAUCUGUGUGGCAGGCUACCCCACAGGUCAUCCUGAAGCAGAGAGCUAUGAGGCAGACCUGAAGCACCUGAAGGAGAAAGUCUUUGCUGGGGCAGACUUCAUCAUUACACAUCGAUCAGAAACCUUCCUUAAGUUCCUGAAGGACUGUCAAGCUGUUGGCAUCACCUGCCCUGUUAUUCCUGGCAUCUUCCCCAUACAGGGUUACCACUCCCUGCGCCAGCUGGUGAAGCUCUCCAAGCUGGAAGUGCCUCAAGAAAUCAAAGAUGUGAUUGAGCCCAUCAAGGACAACGAUGCAGCUAUCCGGAACUACGGGGUGGAGCUGGCAGUGUCCAUGUGCAGGGAGCUGCUGGACAGUGGCAUGGUGCACGGGCUCCACUUCUACACCCUCAAUCGGGAGGUGGCCACCACUGAAGUCCUCAAGCGCCUGGGCAUAUGGAAGGAGGACCCCAGGCGGCCUCUGCCCUGGGCAGUCAGUGCCCACCCAAAGAGAAGAGUGGAGGAUGUUCGGCCAAUCUUCUGGGCCUCUAGACCCAAGAGUUACAUCUACAGGACCCAGGAGUGGGAUGACUUCCCCAACGGCCGAUGGGGUAAUUCCUCCUCUCCAGCCUUUGGGGAACUGAAGGACUAUUACCUCUUCUACCUGAAGAGCAAGUCUCCCCGGGAGGAGCUCCUGAAGAUGUGGGGGGAAGAGCUGACAAGUGAGGAAAGUGUCUUUGAGGUGUUCACCUGUUACAUCACUGGAGAACCCAACAAGAACGGUUACAAGGUCACGUGUAUGCCGUGGAAUGAUGACCCUCUUGCUACUGAAACCAACCUUCUGAAGGAGCAGCUGGAGAAGGUGAACAGACGAGGGAUCCUGACCAUCAACUCCCAGCCCAACAUCAAUGGCAAACCAUCCACAGACCCCAUUGUGGGCUGGGGGCCCAGUGGGGGUUACGUCUUCCAGAAGGCAUACCUGGAGUUCUUCACCUCCAGUGAGAUCGUCACAGCUCUGCUCAAGGUGCUGAAGAAGUAUGAGCUGAGGGUGAACUACCACAUUGUCAAUGUCAAGGGCCAGAAUAUCACCAAUGCCCCAGAUCUGCAGCCCAAUGCUGUCACCUGGGGCAUCUUCCCAGGCAGAGAGAUCAUCCAGCCCACUGUGGUGGAUCCUGUCAGCUUCCUCUCCUGGAAGGAUGAGGCCUUUGCUCUGUGGAUCGAGCAGUGGGCCAAGCUCUAUGAGGAGGAGUCACCCUCUCGUAUGAUCAUCCAGUACAUCCAUGACAACUACUACUUGGUCAACCUGGUGGACAAUGACUUCCCCCUUGACAACUGCCUCUGGCAGGUGGUGGAUGAUACUUUUGAGCUGUUGAACUCUCCAACUCAGCAGUGAAACUUCUACUUUAACCCCUCCGUCCUCCUUCCUUCCA
Molecule: messenger RNA, 1876 nt
Organism: Merops nubicus (carmine bee-eater)
Lineage: Eukaryota; Metazoa; Chordata; Aves; Coraciiformes; Meropidae
Gene: MTHFR
Product: methylenetetrahydrofolate reductase (NAD(P)H)
Biological process (GO): tetrahydrofolate interconversion
Cellular component (GO): cytosol
Molecular function (GO): methylenetetrahydrofolate reductase [NAD(P)H] activity; FAD binding
Source: RefSeq, a predicted model, not a curated record